GACCCACACACACUCUCACUCAGCAUCAUCACGGCUCUGCUCUGCUGCACCACAGAGAGAGGCAUGCACUCUCUCUCUCUCACUCUCUAACACACACACAUAUAGACACACGUGUGCUGCAGGAGAUCUGAGUGCCAGGUCGCUGAGCAUUCACCCUCUCUCUCUCUCUCUCUCUCUCUCUCUCUCGCUCUCUCUGCCCCUCCCGAUACUGCGCACUCUCGGUUCACCUUGGCUACUGGGUGGUGUGGAGUUAUUGUUGCGUCAGAAACAGAGAGAUCCAGAGACAGCCAUGCCGGGGGAGAGCUCUCGAAGAUCUGUCCCCAAAGAAAGACACCCGGAGCUUGGAGCAGAGCAGACAGGCCUGCCUGAACCAGACAUGACCAGACAUGCCUCCACUGAUUCCACCCCUAGUGACAGCGGCUCUAGUCCCUCCCCCAGCACCCCUCAGAAGCUGCUGCCAUCAUGCACCUCUCCGUUCGGGCCACGGCUGGUUCGGGCCACACCUAGCUCCUCCGCGACCCCGCGACCCCAGCCUGAAGGUUCAGACCGUCGCCACAGUAACACGGUCCGACUUAGCGGGACAUUUGGAGGUCACGGACCCUGUGGACGCCGCAGCGGACCCGUGAAGAUGGAGAGAAUCAAGGUUCUGAUGGGCUCAGAGGUGGAGAGCGACUACAAGGAGCCAGAGAACAUGGACACACGGGUGGUGAUGGGCCAGGAGGCCCUGCUCAAGACAAAGAAAACCCUGACAGGGAAGUGCCCAUGCGGGCAGAGCAGCCAGGCGAUACCCCUGCCUGGAGGCCCAGUCUUGGAGGUCCCUAAGCCUCCCUUAGAGCCCCAGGCCGAGGCUGGAGAAAAGGCCCAACUGGACACAGGGCAGGAGAGAGACAAUUCACCUCUGACCCCAAAGUUGGAGCAAGAGCAGGAGAGAAGCCCUGUCCUGCCCAUUAGACCUCUCCUCACCCCCCUCAUCCCUGCGUCCCCUCCCUCCUCAGAGCCAGUCACAGUUGAUGUUAGCUUGAUGGGCAGCUUAAGCCCUUUGGAGGCAGGGCUGUCUCCCUAUGAUGAAAUGUCUUUUGUAUGUUCCAUGUAUGCCAUGCCCUCCCUGUCCGAGCCAGCCUAUCCCCCUGCUAUCCUAUCCUUCACUGAGCCGGCCUAUGCCGUGGACCCUCUGAGAGUGGGUGUUCCCUCGUCCCUGGAUCCUGACCUGUACUACACCGCCCCCUCCACCCCCAUCAAGAUGGCUGCUCGCCCCUUACACCUCAAACACCGCUCUUACCCCGGCUCCCCAGCCUCUCCCCUCUCACCAAACUCGGACAGUGAGGACCUGUGCUCCCCCCUUACUUCCCCCUCUGGCUCCUACGUCACGGCGGAGGGGGGUAGCUGGACCUCUUCCACCUCCCCCUGCACCUCCCCCAAUCUUCUCUUGGCAGAGGAUGUGCAGGAGGCACCUGCAUGCUUUGUCAGCUCGCUGUCCGAAAUCGGAGAUGAAGUGGGGGAGGAUAGGGGAGCAGUAGGGGAGAGGGCAGAGGAAAAGGGAGGAGGAGCAGCAGAGUGGCGGUUCUGCCUCUAUAAGGGUCUAGCAGAGACUGUGAUCCUGGAGGAGGAGGAGGUACUGAGAGGGGAGGUAAGGGGGAGAAGGAGUGAGGAAGUGACAGUCUCAAGGGGUAGCUGUCGCCCUCGCUGGGUGACAGAGGACACUUCCCCAUUGAGGAGCAGCAGCGGCAGAAGCACCGACUCCCAGGAAGAUGGAGGGGAGUCGGAGGGCUCGCUCUGCCCAGCAGAGGAUGCUCUGGCUGGGGGACAGCAGUACUCAAGUCCCCUGCUGCAAAGAGGCCUGGAGCUGGAGCUGCAGGCCUGUGUGUCUGAGGAGCUUUACCCUCCCAUUACCAACCCAGAUGAUGAUGGAGCAGACUCCCCACGGCUGACCUCCAUCUCCUUGCCCUUUGCCCCAGACAUGGGGAACCUAAGCCCUCACACCUCCAGCGUCAACCCUGCCUCCUCCAACCUUACCAUGGACACCUGCUCUCCAGAUGUGUCAGACGGGGAUAACUCCAGCCCUUACGGAGAGAUGGGUACCUUCCUGCUGUUCCCAGGCUCCUACAGUGAUGAUGGAGAGAUGGAGGAAGAGGAGAGUAUGAUCCCAGCCUCUCUGCUUAACUUCCCCCUCCACACCAGUCUCCUCUUUCAGGCAGACUCCAUGGAGAUCACUCUCUUCCCCACAGAGGAGGGGAAUGAGGGAGGAGAGGGAAACGACAGGAACGAUGUGGAUGCGUACGCGGCCGGAGAGGAGGAGGGGGACGUGGAGGAUGAUGAUGAAGAUGAUGAGGAAGAAGUGGAGGCUAAGGUAGAGAUAGAGGAGGCUAAAGUAGAAAUAGUGAUAGAGGAAGAGGUGGAUGAAGAGGAGGGUGAGGAUGUUGAGGAUGAGGAAGAGGAGGAGGAGGGUGAGGGUAAGGCUGUAAAUGACCCAGCUGAAGAGGACAACUCAGCCUCCUUCCUUCAUUCACUGUCAGAAACUUCCAUCAAUGAAGGGCUGGAUGAGUCCUUCUGUUUCCAAGACGACACUGACGACUCACUAGACUCCGCCUCUUAUAAUGGCGAAGAGGAUGAGCGACUGUACAGCACAGAGAGACAUGCUGAACCACCCACAGUACCACCCACAGGACCACCCACAGGAUCACCCACAGAACUACACCAAGCCAAACCUCAGCCUGAAACCAGACCAGAGGCCUACAGCACUGAACUGUCCCAGUCCCAGAGCAGACUUAGCCUAAUCAAUCCCCCAGGUGACAAAGAGCCCCGGCCUGAGGAUCCUCCAGGACCUAGACCACCACAACCUGCACUUGCACCUGCCCAACCUGCGGAAUCAGCCCACCCCGAGUCCUCCAACAGCAGUAGUGGGAGUGAAAUGGAGAUCUCCUCAGAGUCCUCUGACCCUCCUGUCCCCGCUCCUUCUCAGGAGAGCCCUUAUGUCCCUACCCUUACCCCUAAACUUUCUACAACCCCUUACCCUGCCUUCACUACCCCAAAGACUACUCCUGCUACCGUGUCAACCCCUGAAACCAAGGAUGACUCUCUCUCUAACCCCAACACUUACCGUGCUCCUGCCUCUAAUGCUAAAUCUGCUACUGUCUGUACCACUAACACUAACCCUGCUACAGCCUCAACCCCACAAAAUAAUUCUGCUACUUCCUCAACCUUCAAAACUAACCCUGCUACCGUAUGUACACCUGAAAUUAACCCUGCUACGGUCUCUACCCCUAACACUGACAGUGCUCCUGCCCCUAACGCUAAAUCUGCUACGGCCUGUACCACUAACACUAACCCUGCUACAGCCUCAACCCCCAAAACUACCCCAGGUACAUGCUCUACCCCAAACCCCGCUGCUACUCCUAAAACUAACCCUGCUGCUACUCCUAACACUAACCCUGCUGCUACUCCUAACACUAACCCUGCUGCUACUCCUAACACUAACCCUGCUGCUACUCCUAACACUAAGCCUGCUGCUACUCCUAACACUAACCCUGCUGCUACUCCUAACACUAAGCCUGCUGCUACUCCUAACACUAAGCCUGCUGCUACUCCUAACACUAACCCUGCUGCUACUCCUAACACUAAGCCUGCUGCUACUCCUAACACUAAGCCUGCUGCUAGUCCUAACACUAAGCCUGCUGCUACUCCUAACACUAAGCCUGCUGCUACUCCUAAAACUAACACUGCUGCUACUCCUAACACUAAGCCUGCUGCUACUCCUAAAAUGAACACUGCUGCUACUCCUAACACUAACCCUGCUGCUACAAUCGAGGAGACAGCGUCCCACAGCAAUCCUGUCAUCCUGGCAACCCAGCCAUCCCAUAACAGCCCUGUGACCCUGGCAACAGGAGCAGGGCAAGCCAAAGCAGUUGCAGAGGAAGUACAGGCUGGUACUGUGAGAGAGGAGGACAAAAGGAGCAGUGCAAAGAGAGAGAAGGACAAACAGAGUGGUGGGGAGAGAGGGAAGGACAAACAGAGCAGUGGGGAGAGAGGGAAGGACAAACAGAGCAGUGGGGAGAGAGGGAAGGACAAACAGAGCGGUGGAGAUAGAGAGAAGGACAAACAGAGCAGUGGGGAGAGAGGGAAGGACAAACAGAGCAGUGGGGAGAGAGAGAAGGACAAACAGAGCAGUGGGGAGAGAGGGAAGGACAAACAGAGUGGUGGGGAAAGAGGGAAGAACAAACAGAGCGGUUGGGAGAGAGGAAAGGACAAACAGAGUGAUGGGGAGAGAGGGAAGGACAAACAGAGCGGUGGGGAAAGAGAGAAUAAUGAACAGAGCACAGAGACUUCAGACGAGGACCACACAGAGCAGACAGACAGGGACUCAUUCAAACUACUCAUUAAGCCACGCCCCUCUAAGUCAGACACACCCCGGCCUAAACAGAAGACCUCUGAGCCCCGUAAGCCGCUCCCACGUGUGUUUGGGGUGGCAGCAGCUUCAGUCCGGUCCAAACCGCUUCUGGUGUCAGUGCUGGAACUGGACCAGAAGAACGCGAACAGCAGCGCUGAAGGUGUGGACUCCCAUCAGGUCCUUGAAGGGACCACUGCCACCAACGACCUGAACAAGGGGGUCCCUCUGCUCUCAUGCCCGAAAGAGCCUAACCCCAGCAACAUCCCUGUCUCCUCCUGCCCUGAGAGCUCACCUGACCUGGCUGACAACCUGUCCCUGACCUCUGACAUCUGCCCAUGUGACCCCGCCCAGGAGAACCUGAGGGAGAACACCCUGAGCACUGAGGACGGGGGCCCUGGGGCCCUGGGCUCCCCUCACACACCCCUGGCUGUCUCUCCCAAGAGGGAGAACUCAGAGACAGAUGCAGGGGGGAGGAGGGGGGAUGGGGGCUUGAGGGCUGAUAGGAGGGGGUUAGGAGCAGGGUCCGGGUCCUGGGGGGCAGGGGAGGCCCUAUCUCUCUCUCUGGGGCAGGGCUGUGGGUUGGAGGCACAGAGCCUAUUACUGUAUGAGGUGGAGGGACAUACGAUUGGACAGACAAUUGGACAGAAGAUUGGACAGACACUCUCCGGGCUGCCCAAUGUCGGCACAGAUGAGGAUGAGGUGGGUGAUAUAAUGGGGGACGAAGAAGACAACAACAGCCUGUGUGGUCGGCCAGACAAGAUGGCAGAUGUUGAGCUUGUGGGAGAGGGUGUGCCAGAGUCCAACCUGUCCAGCUGGAGGUCCAUCGAGGAGAUAUCAGAGGCAGGGGGAGGAGAGGACGGAAGCUCCCAAUUCCCAGAGGAUGAUGUCAGCAACCUGCAGAGUCACCCGGAAAACAAGGAGGAGCAGGAAAACAACAACAAUGUCUCAGUGUUCCUAUCCUCUGGAAUGCCAACCUGUAUGACUCUGAAUGCCCUGUCAGAGGACGUGAGACACCAGAGCCAGAGUGUGUGUCUGAGGGCGUCUCUCUCAAACAUACCACUCACAGAGGUGAGAUCACAGGCUGCUGCAGCCUCCGAUAGGCCAUCAACAUCAACUGACAGCUCAACACACCAAUCAGACAUAAGACAACCGUCCUUGUCCAUGGAAAGCCCUGGGCGUGUCUCACCACCAGGAGGUAAACCACAGACUGUCUCAGACCAGAGCCCUGGUUCAGUAGAGGCAGCCAUUUCCAGACCCAACAGUAACACAGAUAUUAACCCAGCAGUCAAACAGGCAGACCCAGCUCUGUCUCUGCUGGGUGGGGCAUUUGGAUCCUUCAGCCAUAAAAUCAGACCAAGCAACUCCAAGUCAGGCAGACUGUCCCAAGAAACUUCUCGAUCACUGAAGAAAGACACCGUAGAGAAUGUCCAAGUCUCCCAAGAAACUUCUCUCUCAGUGGGCAAAGACACAGUAGAGAAGGUCCAAGUCUCCCAAGAAUCUUCUUUAUCAGUGGGCAAUGACACAGUAGAGAAGGUCCAAGUUUCCCAAGAAUCUUCCAUAUUAGUGGGCAAAGACACUGUAAAGAAGGUCAAAGUUUCCCAAAAUCUUUUCCAAUCAGUGGGCAAAGACACAGUAGAGAAGGUCCAAGUUUUUCACGAAACAUCCCCAUCAAUGAGCAAAGACAUAGUAGAGAAUGUCCAUGUCUUCCAAGAAACUUCCCUAUCAGUGGGCAAAGACACAGUAGAGAAGGUCCAGGUUUCCAAAGAAACUUCCCCAUCAGUGGGCAAAGACACAGUAGAGAAGUUCCAAGUUUCCCAAGAGACUUCCCCGUCAGUGAGCAAAGACACAGUAGAGAAGGUCCAAGUCUCCCAAGAAUCUCCCCUAUUAGUGGGCAAAGACACAGUAGAUAAAGUCCAAGUUUACCAAGAAACUUCCCCAUCAAUAGGCAAAGACACAGUAGAGAAGGUCCAAGUUUCCCCAAAAACAUCCCCACCAGUGGGCAAAGACACGGUAGAGAAGGUCCAAGAUUUCCAAGAAACUUUCCCAUCAGUGAGAAAAUACACAUUAGAGAAAGUCCAAGUCUCCAAAGAAUCUUCCCUGUCAGUUGGCAAAGACACAGUAGAGAAAGUCCAAGUUUCCCAAGAAACUUCCCCAUCAAUGGGCAAAUACACAGUAGAGAAUGUCCAAGUUUCGCAAGAAACUUCCGCAUCAGUGAGAAAAGACACAGUAGAGAAAGUCCAAGUUUCCCAAGAAACUUCCCCAUCAGUGUGCAAGGACACAGUAGAGAAGGUACAAGUUUCCCAAGAAACUUCCCAAUCAGUGAGUAAUGAUACAGUAGAGAAAGUCCAAGUUUCCCAAGAAUUUUCCCCAUCAGUGAGCAAAGACACAGUAGAGAAGGUCCAAGUUUUCCAAGAAUCUUCCCUAUCAGUGGCUAAAGACACGGUAGAAAGUGUGAAAAAACUAUGUUCCCAGCCUCAGCCAGAGGAGACAGAGCCACAGAUGGUGAGCCAAAAAGAAGGUGGUGGCGGUCAGAAGACUGACAGGCACAUUGACCAACCAAAGACGAGUGGGGCCUUAGAAGAACAGGAGAGCAGUGUUUGUAUCUCAGGGGAAAGAGAGGUGGAGGAGAUUGCAGAGGAGAGAUUCUCUCCAACAGAGAGUGUUCCAGAACCUGCACAGCGUCAGACACCCGAGGGAGAGCUGAGCACAGAGAAAGCCAUCACUCCUCCUCAGCCAGGGAGGAGAGGGAAGCAGAGCAGAGACAGACCCAGUCAGCCGCGCAGACAAUCUCCAUCAGGCUCUGGGUCUGCUGAUCACCCACAGGAACCAGCUCUCACUGCCAAGACCCUAGAAGACACCUCCCCACCAGGGAAACAAAAUAAUAAGAAUAUGAGGGGACAAACAUCUGCUGCAGAUACCAGACAGAGGACACCUGUGAAGGGCAAACCUGAGGCAGAGUCCGAGAGGAGAGGGGAAAACAGAAACGUCUCCAGAUCCCCGACUCCCCCUAGUCCUACCAACCUCUGCCCUAUCUCUCCUGCUCUCCUACUCAACCAGGAAGUGAACAUGGAAGUGCACCAGGAAAUGCUUGACAACAGGCCGCUGCCUGGUUGCCAGACAGAAAGCAGGAAGGACAUCAACGAUAACAAUGUGGGGAGUGGCCAUGCCUCCCCUACAGAACAGAAUAGAUCUUCUUCUCCUCCACCUCUUCCCUCCUCUUCUCCUCCCCCUCUCUCCCCCUCUCCUCCCCCCAGUACCUUCACAGUGCAGCCAGAUGAGGACCUCCCCACCCCCAUACAGGAGUCCCAGCCUCUCCUCACCACAGUCCAGCCUGUCACCCCACUCCUAGACACCCAGCCUCAAUCAACCAAUCUUCAGGCAGCCUCCGCAACCCUUUCUACUACCCCUAUCGCCCUUCCUAAGCAUCCCCCUAUACCCACUGAAAGUGUCCGUAUGUCCCCUACCCCCUACUCAUUCUCAUCUCCACUCACGUCAGCCCUGCCCUCGACCCCCAGCCUUACCCAGCCCACCCAGGAGUCUUUGCCACGGCUGGAGGCUCCAACCACAGUGCCUGUCCUAGACAUCCGCUGCCAGGCCCAGCCCCAACCAAACCUCCUCACCAAGCCCAACAGACAGAUCAAGCCAGUUCAGUCACAAAGCCCACAGGACAGAGAUGGGAUGGACACAGACAGUGAUGAUGAUGACACUGCUGUUCCUCUACGACGUCACAUGACUCAGCCCAGGGGGAUUGUGGGAAACCCUUCUCAUAAAGAGUCUGGCUCCUCCAAUCAGCGAGAGAUACUGCUUCACUCCUCCCGCCAACCAACAGAGAGACAGAUAGACUGUCCAAUCAGCCACAAGGAUUCACAGGAACUGGAACUGUCCUUCAAAUACAACUUGGGCUCCUGCAAUGAGUCGGAGAGUGAGGGAUCAGUGCCAGAGUUGGAAGAACCAGGGGGCGUGCCACUGAGAUCCUCAGAACCCCAGCCCAUCUCUCCUGCUGAUGAGGGGAUUAACAGACCUAAGCAGAGCCGCAGUGAGAAGAAGGCCCGCAAGGCCAUGGGUAAGCUGGGCUUGCGGCCGGUCCACGGUGUGACCAGGAUCACUAUAAGGAAGUCGAAGAGCAUCUUGUUUGUCAUCAGCAGACCUGACGUCUUCAAGAGCCCCGCGUCAGACAUCUACAUCGUGUUUGGAGAGGCCAAGAUAGAGGACCUGUCUCAACAGGUGCACAAGGCAGCGGCAGAGAAGUUUAAGGUCCCGGUGGAGCCCUCCCCACUGGUGCCCCCUGCACCACCCAGCCUCACCAUCAAGGAGGAGAGCGAGGAGGAGGAGGUGGACGAGGGAGGUUUGGAGCAGAGGGAUAUAGAGCUGGUGAUGGCCCAGGCUAACGUGUCCCGCUCUAAAGCUGUCCACGCCCUCAGACACAACACCAAUGACAUCGUUAACGCUAUCAUGGAGCUGACCAUGUGAGAGGACCCCCCCCCCCCAAAGCAUAAAUGCCAGUGUCACAUCUGUAUCGCUGCUAUGUUGCAUUCUCCUUACCUGCUAAUAAACAGUCUGUAAUAACCACACUAGUGGGCGAUACUGUUAACCACCCUUAUACUGCACAUGUCAUGUAUGUUUAGUGAAAAUGGGGCAUUUUACAGACAGUCGCUUUUAUUACAUUAAAACAAACAGAAUACAAAACAUAGUCAAACAAGUCAGUUUAAAUCAUGCUCACAAUGAAUAAAACACAUACAGAACCAUUGAAAAGUUGA
Messenger RNA from Oncorhynchus kisutch (coho salmon), 9141 nucleotides. RefSeq names its product serine/arginine repetitive matrix protein 2. The transcript has 10 exons. The record is from RefSeq and is a predicted model, not a curated record. Lineage: Eukaryota; Metazoa; Chordata; Actinopteri; Salmoniformes; Salmonidae. Gene Ontology annotation, cellular component: nascent polypeptide-associated complex. Bases 290 to 8854 code for a protein of 2854 amino acids.